AUGACUACCACAGCAGCACCACAGCUUAGACGUUCGAAACGCAAACAGGCCGAUGAAGCCGCCAAUCCAGUUCUGAAAACCACCAACGACGAUGCGCCAGCGCCGCCUAGGAAACGUGCGCGAAAGGCUGUCGCGUCUGCAACAGAGGAAAUGACAGUACGGCCCCGACAACACAACUAUACCUUACCCCCGUUCCUCGCGCUUCCGCGAGAGCUACGAGACGAAAUCUACAAGCACAUCCUAGACCAGGACAACUCAUCCAAACUCAAAUCUGGGUCGCGCAACAUAGUCACACGCUGCGGCCUCGUGGGAGUGAACAACCAAAUUUCCGAAGAAUUCCUCGAUGCAGUCCUCUUCCACGCUCCCGUCAUCACAGCUACAGUUCGCAACCACAACUUCGCACCCAUCGUCACGUUCCUCAAUCGCUUGUCCCAGGCACAGCUAAAGCGGCUGAGCAAACCUGGAGCUGAAGCACAUGAUGAUGUGAGAUCGAAGCGCAAGAUCAGGAUCAUUCUUUCUUACGCCGUGGGUGCCAAGGACAGUCGUGCGCAUCUUAAUCGCUGGUUGGAUAGGUUCGACAACCCUGAUAAGAGGGGUCAAGAGAUUGAGUUCGAGUACGGCAAUGACGGGACGUACCAGAACGGAGGUUACAAGCAAAGGCCUAGGUUACGGGAAAAGGCAAGUAAGAGAUGGAAUGAGGAGGCGUCCAAGAUUGGGAAAGCUGCUGGUAGAAGGUAUGGUAGCUACUGGUAG
Alternaria atra is the source of this 753-nucleotide messenger RNA. RefSeq lists its product as uncharacterized. The record is from RefSeq and is a predicted model, not a curated record. The coding region runs from base 1 to 753 and encodes 250 amino acids. NCBI's taxonomy places the organism in Eukaryota, Fungi, Ascomycota, Dothideomycetes, Pleosporales, Pleosporaceae. The transcript has a single exon.